Messenger RNA from Trypanosoma brucei brucei TREU927, 627 nucleotides. RefSeq lists its product as hypothetical. The transcript has a single exon. Bases 1 to 627 code for a protein of 208 amino acids. NCBI's taxonomy places the organism in Eukaryota, Euglenozoa, Kinetoplastea, Trypanosomatida, Trypanosomatidae. The record is from RefSeq and is a predicted model, not a curated record. Gene Ontology annotation, molecular function: tubulin binding; S100 protein binding; ubiquitin protein ligase binding. Gene Ontology annotation, cellular component: nucleus.
AUGGCCGAUACGGAGGCAGUGGCUGGCACUGAAGCCAUUCCACCUACCCAAAAUGAGCAGCACGACUCCGCAGCUAAGAAGAAGCAAGCUAACUCCUAUUAUUACUGGCAUAACCACGAGAAAGAACGAGCGAAGGUAGGCGAUGUUGCGCCUAUGCCGAAACCUGUUUUGCUGAAGAAGUCCGACCCAUCGGUGUUGCCAGCUUCCACAGCAAGUUAUCCGAUCACGAAGCACAGCUGGUGUGACGGUAAGAAGAAUGUUACGGUAUACAUUGACACAAAACUGGAUGAAAAAGAAACAAUGGUGGAAGACACGCUACAGGUGGAAUUCGGAAAACGCCGUUUGACAGUGUCGUACAUUGCGAAUGUGCAGACCUCGAAGGAUGUCGCAACGCAGCGAAGGAAACAACUUGUUCUUUGUUUGGCAAAGGCAAUAAAGAGCAAAGAAAGCAGCUACAAAGUCAAGGACCCGAGUGGGCAGAUUGUGAUCCGACUGGCAAAGGCUGAAGAGACAUCGUGGUGGGAGUUGGCUAAGAAGGAUGGCAAGUUGUCCGAUGCAGACGAUUCCGAUGAAGAAAACGAGGGCAAAGCGGACGAGGGGGACGGUGCUGCCGAAGAAAAAGCUUAA